Molecule: messenger RNA, 543 nt
Organism: Penicillium argentinense
Lineage: Eukaryota; Fungi; Ascomycota; Eurotiomycetes; Eurotiales; Aspergillaceae
Exons: 4
Coding region: 1-543 (180 amino acids)
Source: RefSeq, a predicted model, not a curated record
AUGGACCUUUGUUCACUCCAAGUGACCUCCUUCAUAACCAGGAAAAUAUAUUAUGAUAUCGACCUGGAGGAUACCACCCUGUCACCCUCGGAGACACAUUCAAAUAUGGCCGUUACAAGUUGCACCGUCAACUGGGGUGGGGCGGUGUUUGCUCCUCGAAUUGCUUGGUCCCACUCUGGACUUGUCCUCGUCGAGUAUAGUGACUGCCGGGAGAAGCUGGAGGCGGAUGUGAUUUUUCGAAUACCCAGACAGCUUCUAGCAGCUACCAGCUUUAUCCAUAGUACUGGGGCAUUCAUGGGGGUCAUCAGUCGACCUGAAUUUGAACCUGUCGUCCGUAUUGACGGCUCGCCGCUACCAGAAGGCCUCCCUGCGCAGUUAAUCAAAGCGGCAGAUUGGACCAACUGGAUAGAAGAGGACGAGGAAGAUAUCUGCUUGAUUGAUUUUGAAAAGAGCCUCAGCCGGUUUAUCUGCGAAUUCCUGAGACAAUUUUCGCGGAAAGCUUUGAUUAUCGCGUCGAUCUGUGGGGCGCUGGGUGCGCGGUGA